Molecule: messenger RNA, 1130 nt
Organism: Theobroma umbraticum
Lineage: Eukaryota; Viridiplantae; Streptophyta; Magnoliopsida; Malvales; Malvaceae
Source: RefSeq, a predicted model, not a curated record
AUGGAGCAACCAAGGCAAAGAGCAGCAGCAAAUUCAACCCCACUCACAACCGUAGCUUUCUUGGAAAGAGCUGCCACUGCUUACGCGGACUGCCCUUCCAUUGUCGACAAUCAAACGACUUACACGUGGUUGCAAACUCACCGACGAUCGUUACAGGUGGCCUCAUCAUUGUCGUCCAUUAUCACCAGGGGCCACGUGGUUUCUGUAGUGGGCCCCAAUAUCCCUGCCACGUAUGAGCUUCAUUUUGCGAACGUUACCCAUAAGUGUGGUGCGCCAGUUGUGCUUAAAAUGUUAGCAUCAAAUUCUCCCACCAAUGAACAUUUAGAAAAACCGGUCCAAUUCCUUGCAUCAGGGGCUCCAGUGCCAGCACCAUUGCUGUUGCAGGCUGAGUCAUUGGGUUUUAGAGUGAGUCAUAGCUAUGGGUUAACUGAGACAGCUGGGUUCGUUGUGUCAUGUGCAUGGAAACCACAAUGGAGCACAUUGGCUGCGUCAGAGAGAGCGAGGUUAAGAGCCGGGCAAGGGGUGAGAACAAUUGGGUUAAUGCAAAUGGAUGUGGUGGAUCCUGAGAGAGGAGUUAGUGUAAAAAAAGAUGGUCUAUCGCUCGGAGAAAUUGUUUUCAAAGGUGGGCCAAUAAUGCUUGGUUGCCUGAAGGAGCCAACAGCUGAAUCUUCAUGCAUGCGAGAGGAUGGCUGGUUUUACACUGGAGACAUCGGUGUUAUUCACCCUGAUGGUUAUUUGGAGGUGAAGGAUCGAUCCAAGGAUGUGAUCAUAAGCGGAGGAGAGAAUAUAAGCAGUACCGAAGUUGAGUCUGUUUUGUACUCGAAUCCGGCUAUCAGCGAGGCAGCUGUGGUGGCUAGACCGGAUGAGCUUUGGGGUGAGACGCCUUGUGCUUUUGUAUGCUUGAAGGAUGAGUUGAGUGAAACGCCGGCGGAGGAGGAGAUAAUAGAGUUUUGCAGGACAAGGCUCCCGCAUUACAUGGCACCUAAAACUGUAGUGUUCAAGGAGGAGCUUCCUAAGACUUCAACUGGGAAAGUUAACAAGUUUAUGCUCAGGGAUACUGCCAAGGCUAUAUAAUAGAAUUGUUUUAACAACAUGAGCUCUAAAGUGGACAAUAUGAUCAUCGUACCUAA